GCGGCCUGCCUGGAGGCGAGGUUUCGAGCCCUCGUCGGUUGCCUGCUGAGGGCAUACUCACACUACCGUCUUCCCCCGAAUACAACGCGCCCUCAUUAUGACUGCAUCGAACCGGAAAAGUCGCUUGUAUACAUUCCUGAUGAGGGUGCGUUGUGUUCGGGGGAGGAUGGGAAGACUUUUUGCUCUACUACGAUCUGAACGUGAUUGCGGUCAGAUUCAUCCAGAUCUUGCUGAUUUUACAGUCACACAGACGUUAGGAAAGUACUAGGGGGGUGAAUAUGCCCUGAGAACAAGCGAGAAGAGGACUCCUGUUUUUGUUGUUGUUGUCAACUUGUUGAGGGGAGAAAAGAUGGCGCCGAAGAAAGCUGGUCCGGGGGCGAAGGGCAAGACCCCUAAGGCUAGGGGGGGGAAAGUAGCAUCCCCAGCAGGGAGUGGGACAGUGGGGGGAGGCUCUAGUGUGGGAGGUUCAGGAGCAGGUGAUCUGAGCGAAGACAGACUGAGAUCUGCAAGAAGUGGGGGGGUUGGAUGGGACAGGAGAGAGUCCGGGGAAGGAGGGAGUAGCGGAGGCCCUUCUUCCCCCCUCAGUGAUCGGGAUAUCGGUUGGGCGCCCCCUGAACGUGAGAUCAUAGCUCCCAAGGAGCAACUGCAUCUAACCCCGGACGAGCUCUGCGAGGAAAUCACAAAGACUUUGACGGCCAAUAAUCCCAAUGCACCUAGGAACGUGGUGAGGUACCUGCACAACGAGAAAGGGUACAAGCUGGACCAAUUUGUGGACCAGCUGGGGAUGCAUUUCGCAAUGGACGGGUGGCUGAUGAACAAGGGGUCGGAGGAAGCAAAGAGACAGCUGGAGUUUGAGCGGAUAGAGGAGGAGAAGAAGGCGAUCAAGGCCAUAGAGGAGAGAAAGAAGAAAGAGGAGGAGGAGAGGGUGAAGUUGCUGGCCCUAGGGAUUCCCACCCCGGGUGCAGAGGGGUCGGAGCAACCGCCUGGAACCUCUGCAUCCCCGGAGGGGAUUGGCACCUCUGCACCGGAAUCCCCUGCGUCUCCCUCCUCUCCUAUCACUCUCACUCUCUCUCCUCGGCUACCUGGAGAGACUGAGCCUCCCAAGCGCCGGGGGAGCAUGGAAGAUGACUUCAAGACGCUCAGGAACGAGUUCAACUUCAGCGAGCGAGCCGCUCAAACAGUGAACAACAGCCUGCGCGAUAGGGGCAUUGAGACGGAGCCCCCUCAUCUGGCCGACGAAAACGCGUUGGCCACACAGUGGGUUAUAUUUGACAGCUACAUGGAGGACCAGGAGAGUCAGCGAGCACAGAGAGAGGUUCAGAAGAAGAGAGAGCUAGGGAAAUUAGCGGCAGCCGCGGCGGUAGAAGCGGGGGUAGCAGGAGAGGGGGGAGGAGGAGGCGGAGGAGGCGGAGGGAGUGGAGGACCUGGAGGGGCAGCAGGUUCUGCUGCGGGUGCUGCUGCUGCAGGAGUAGGUGCUGCAGCAGCAGGCAAACCGGACGAGCAUAAUCGGAUUGCUGCGAGCCCUGCGGGCCGAGAGGAGGUCUCUUCCGGGCGGAGAGACGAGCGGGACAGCUGCGUCCACGGUAAGACCAUGUAUAAGGCAGUCAGAGUGGUUGAGAGAAUGCUGAACCAAAACACGUAUGAAGAAAUUGCAGAAGAUUACAAGUACUGGGAGGAUGCCUCGGAUGCGUUCCGGGAAGGAGAGGGGACUCUACUUCCGCUCUGGAAGUUCUAUCACGAAAGAGGCAGUCGCAAGUGCGUGACGUCCAUCUGCUGGAACCCGGAGUACGUGGACCUGUUCGCCGUUGGCUACGGCAGCUUCUCGUUCACUCGACAAACACUUGGUGUCAUUUGCUGCUUCACUCUGAAGAAUCCGUCGUACCCAGAGUACGUCUUCACCACCGACUCUGGGGUGAUGAGCUUAGACUUUCAUCCACAGCAUUGUUCGCUGCUGGCGGUAGGAUUGUAUGACGGGAGCGUGGUGGUGUACGAUGUGCGGAACAAGCUCAACCGUCCAAUCUUCAAGUCCACAGUGAAGACGGGCAAGCACACGGACCCGGUCUGGCAAGUGCGCUGGCAGGAGGAAGACUUGACGAAGGCACUUAGCUUCUUCAGCGUCUCUAGCGAUGGCCGAGUGUCCUUAUGGACAAUGAGCAAGAGCGAACUGCAGCACCAAGAUGUCAUGGAACUUAAGCUCACAACUGACUGGAAGGCCCUGGAGGCCGAUGACGAUGCCACGCUGGGGAGCCUCGCUGGGGGGUGUUGUUUCGACUUCAACCGGACCACGGAUCAUCUGUUCAUCGUUGGCACGGAGGAAGGGACCAUCCACAAGUGUUCCAAGGCCUACAACUCUCAGUACCUUGAGACAUACAAGGGGCACAGCAUGGCAGUGCACAGUGUAGCAUGGAACUACUGGCAUCCGCGUGUCUUCCUCUCGGCCAGCUCAGACUGGACCGUCAAGCUGUGGGAGCACACCAAUCCCAAUCCGGUCCUGUCUUUCGACCUGAGCAACGCUGUUGGGGAUGUUGCUUGGGCCCCGUACUCAGUCACAACCUUUGCCGCCGUUACCAAUGACGGCAAGGUCCACGUUUUCGACCUGGCGGAGAACAAGCACGAACCCAUGUGCGAGCAGAAGAUCGUAAGGAAAGCCAAGCUGCUAAAGCUAGCGUUCAACCCCAAGCAUCCGAUCCUGUUAGUCGGAGAUGACAGAGGAGGGGUUACCUCCCUCAAACUCUCACCCAAUCUCAGGAAGAACGUGGUCCACAACGCGGUCCAGGGGAGUGUUCAGAAGGGGAUCGAGCGACUUAAUCACAUCAUGGAGGUGGCCCUGAAGGGCGAAGGACCUCUAUCAUACGGCCAAGACGGCCACGCAGCGGAGGCCGCCGCGGGGGAGGCUGGGGCAGGCCGUGUGGAUGGGUCCGAUGGGGUGCUCGCCGCUGUGCUAGAGACCCAUGCCCGCCUCGGGUGCUGGCAGGGGGAGGACUGCGGAGGGGCCAGCGAGGACGACAUCGAAGGUGCGGAGGGACCAUCCACGGGACGACAUCGGCGGCGAGGCCAAGGACUGCGAAUCUCGGAGUACGCUGUGCGUAGGAAGGGGGGGGGGGGUUGUGGGACAAUGACGGGUGGUGCGGGGCCCAGCGGUGAGGGGACUGGCGGUGCACGGGGGACUGCGGGUAGGGGAUUCGUCCCGCAAUCUGAUAGGGAGAUGGCGCGGUUGAGGCGGGGCAACUCGAUUUGGAACUUCGUCACGGCGGGGGAACUUGUCGGGGACCAGUCGAAGAUGCAUGGGGACAGGAAGUUGCGUUGCAACUUUUGCAACCAUGUGUGGCAGGGGAAUGAGACGAAGGCGGCUCGCCAUUUCACGCAGCCAAAGUACUGCAAGAUUGCGGGGAUGAGAGUUCUCGUGGACAUAUGGAACAACACGGGGUACAUGUUCGUGGACAAAACUGCUCAGCGGGUCCAGAGGUGGAUGGCAGACGAGGGGAUUCGGGAUACGAGAUCGACCACGGGUGGGCAACGGCCACGGGCAGACGAGGCAGAGAGGGACGAGAUGCAGGACUUCCUUGAUGCGCAGGAGGGGGCGAGGGCAGGGUCGGCGAGACAGGCUUGCGAGACGAGGCAGCUGGACGCUGCGAGCCCAAUCUGCCUGGGGAGGAGGUAGUGAUGACAUCGAGAGCGGAUGGCCCGGCGGGACGCGGUGCGAGGGCGU
Chara braunii is the source of this 3709-nucleotide messenger RNA. Lineage: Eukaryota; Viridiplantae; Streptophyta; Charophyceae; Charales; Characeae. The record is from the annotation of a GenBank genome assembly.